Prunus dulcis (almond) is the source of this 1055-nucleotide messenger RNA. Its product is annotated as cytochrome c biogenesis CcmF C-terminal-like mitochondrial protein. The transcript has a single exon. The coding region runs from base 87 to 974 and encodes 295 amino acids. Lineage: Eukaryota; Viridiplantae; Streptophyta; Magnoliopsida; Rosales; Rosaceae. Gene Ontology annotation, biological process: cytochrome complex assembly. The record is from RefSeq and is a predicted model, not a curated record.
GGUACCUUUUUGGUAUGCGUUGCGAACACUUUCAUUUUUUGUGUCUCAUCUUCUCUAGAAAAGCAAAACUUUUUCGAAUAUAGCUGAUGGUCCAACUACAUAACUUUUUCUUUUUCAUUAUUUCCAUGGUCGUGCCUUGUGGCACGGCAGCACCCGUACUAUUGAAAUGGUUUGUCAGUAGAGAUGUUCCCACAGGUGCCCCUUCUUCCAAUGGUACUAUAAUUCCUAUUCCUAUCCCUGCAUUCCCUUUUUUGGUCUAUAUACAUUCCAGGAAAUUCAUACGCUCCAUGGGGGGAGCAAAAAGUGGAGUCUUGGUCAGAGCAAGCCGCCCUAUUCUAUUACCAGACAUAAUUGAGAGAAGCUCAUCCGAAACUAGAGCUAGAAACGCCUUAUUUCGUUUCGUUCCCGUUCUUCAUUUCCUUCUUCUCGCAUACAAGGGCGACUUAUCAAAUUUAGAAUCUUUCUGCGGUGUGCUCUGUUUACUAUUCUUUCGUACUCUCUUCUCUUUACCACGCGAUAGGUCAGCGAAGCGUGAGCGGGCGCGGAGAAGGAAACGCCAAACACUUCGGCCUAACGGGAAUGAGCAACGACGAAAUGACAAGAUGAGGUGCUCCGGGCACCCCCAUUUAGAAAGAAGGGUCGAAGGUUUUGGGCCUGUAGCUUUCCCCGUCCCCCCUUCGUCGAGUGGUGCUUGUGUGAGGGUCGACGAAGUUGAGGAAAUCGAGCUUGGAGCUCUCGCCUUACCAACGAGCCGACAGCCGAUGGCUGUUGGUCACGACUACUACCAAAAAGCUCCAAUGAAGAUGAAUAUUUCACAUGGAGGAGUGUGCAUCUGUAUGUUGGGUGUUCUUCUGUCGUGCGACCCGGCGGCUUAUGUGCGACCUGUGGCCCACGCCUCCUAUUUGUUCAGGGCGGGCGGCGUGAACUCUGAUUCGAUCCGGGUAUUCAAUCCCGCCGCUGAGAUGCUCAGUUGACUCCUUAACCUUGAUAGGAAGAUGGCUUAUUCAAUAAUUCGUGCAUAAGGGUAAGGAACUUUGGAUGAACUAAUGCGAAUU